AUGGAUUUAGCUAAUUCCCAUGUAGUUGUUAAACAACUUCCGAGUUCUGCUCACACUAGCAAGCCGGUCUGUUUGAUGAAAAAGAACUCUUUAAGGCGAAGGUGUUUUGCUUUCACUGGGGCACAUGAGAUUUUCAGACCAGAGAUGUGGAAAGCUGCUCUAACAGAAUUAACAGCAACUGCAUCGCUAAUGUUCACCUUGACCACUUCCAUUGUUGCAUGCUUGGACUCACACGAGGUCGAUCCUAAGCUUCUUGUUCCCCCUGCAGUUUUCAUCAUAGCCUUUUUGUUCCUACUUGUGACAGUUCCUCUCUCUGGGGGCCACAUGAGUCCCGUUUUCACAUUCAUUGCUGCUUUAAAGGGUGUUGUCACUCUCACCCGUGCUCUCAUGUACGUCUUAGCGCAAUGCGUUGGCUCAAUAAUUGGUUUCUUUAUACUAAAGUGCAUCAUGGACCCCAAAUUAGCUUACACAUAUUCCUUGGGAGGUUGUACCAUUGAUGGCCGAAGUGUGAAUUCUGGCGUCAAGCCAGGGAAUGCUUUGAUAGUGGAAUUCACAUGCACGUUUGUGGUACUCUUUCUGGGAGUUACAUUGGCAUUUGACAAGAAAAGGUCUAGGGAAUUGGGCUUGCCAAUGGUGUGUUUGGUGGUGGCAGGAGCCAUGGCAUUGGCAGUGUUUGUGUCCAUAACUGUAACUGGGCAGACUGGUUAUGCUGGUGUAGGCCUGAACCCUGCAAGAUGUUUAGGCCCGGCAUUGUUUCUUGGAGGCUCACUUUGGAAUGGACAUUGGGUUUUCUGGCUUGGGCCUUUCUUGGCUUGCAUAGUGUAUUAUUUUUUGUCUAUCAACCUGCCAAAGGAGGGUUUGGUUUGGGCAGAUAGAGAACAUGAUGUAUUAAACUUGGCUCUCGGUUGUUGUGGGAAUGUCUAUGAUACUUCCUUUUCAAAGGAUAUGCCAGAAGAAUGCAAUGCAGGGUUACAAGUCCAACCUAGGGGCUUAGUUCAUGACCAGUCUUCAGAGUCCAAAUUCCUUGCCUUUAUUGGUGCCCACGAAAUUUUCACAAUAGAGACGUGGAAAGCAGCUUUGGUAGAGUUCAUUGCAAGUGGUGCUCUAAUUCGUCAGCGUAGUCUUCUUGGUUUUAAUUGUGAUGGUUCCUCUAUCCGGGGGUCAUAUGAACCCUGUUUUCACAUUCGUUGCUGCUUUAAAGGGUGUUGUGACCCUUUCUCGUGCUCUCCUUUACGUCCUUGCACAAUGCGUUGGCUCAGUAAGUGGUUUCCUUGUACUCAAGAGUGUGAUGGACUCAAAAUUAGCAGACACAUAUUCUCUGGGAGGUUGUGUGCAAUUGGUGACAAAGGACAAAGUUCUGCCAUGAAGCCACAAGAUGCUUUGUUGUUGGAAUUCUCUUGCACGUUUUUGGUACUCUUUGUUGGUAUAACGGUGGCAUUUGAUAAGAAAAGGUGCAAGGAAUUGGGCUUUCCAAUGGUGUGUUUGGUGGUAGCAGCAUCCAUGGCACUGGCAGUUUUUGUGUCCAUAACUGUCACCGGAAGGCCUGCUUAUGCAGGUGAGGGCCUCAGCCCGGCAAGAUGUUUAGGCCCAGCGUUGCUUCACAGAGGCUCACUAUGGAAUGGGGCAUUGGAUUUUCUGGGUUGGGCCUUUCUUGGCCUGUAUAAUCUAUUAUAG
This is a messenger RNA of Sphenostylis stenocarpa, 1674 nucleotides long. The record is from the annotation of a GenBank genome assembly. NCBI's taxonomy places the organism in Eukaryota, Viridiplantae, Streptophyta, Magnoliopsida, Fabales, Fabaceae.